This is a messenger RNA of Paramuricea clavata, 632 nucleotides long. The record is from the annotation of a GenBank genome assembly. NCBI's taxonomy places the organism in Eukaryota, Metazoa, Cnidaria, Anthozoa, Malacalcyonacea, Plexauridae.
AUGCCUGCCGAAAAUGGAUUAAAAUUUGACAAAGAAAUUGAUCUAUUAAAUUGUUCUGUAUUCCAAGGCAAUAUUUGGCAACAGUUUGAUGUGACAUCAAAGUCAUUUUUUCUGACUUUGUUCAAUUUGUAUUUUGUACCAUAAUAUUCAAAGAAAAAUAAUUUGAUGAUCACAUUGUAUUGCAAUAAAUCGUUCUUCAUGUGUACAAAAUUAGUAAAUAUAACGAUAUCAUAAUGACUUAAAUUGAUAUUUCUUAAAAUUUAGCUUGCGAAGAGAAAGGCAGCAAAGAUAGAGAAGAGAAUCCCACGAACGACGACGAAAAAAGCAGUGAAGAUGACGAAGAGGAAGGCAGCCAGGACUCGUCAUCAUCAUCUGGUGUAGUUCCUCCAUCUUCACGUUCCAGAGGUGGGCAAGAUCGCCUGUUUACUGAGAACGAAAUGGCUGAGUUUCGAAAGUUAUUCGCUUCAGUAAUACAUUCAGACAAGCCAAUCACCACAAAAGUUGCCGUAUCAAUGUUAAAUAAGCAUAAGAAAUUGAAGCACCUUAGAAAGAAAUUUACUAACCAGCAGAUAUACGACAAGCUGAGGACGGAGAGGAAAAUUGCUAACAGAGACAAAAACAAAAAGAAAUGA